AUCGCGCGCUGUGUCAGUUGGAGCUGCGCGAGCUGAGCGGGGCAGAGCUCUCAGCGCGAGGGCUGGACCUACGCCUCAGUCUCCUCAGUUAUGGACGGACUGGAACCGGAGGACUCGCGUUUCUUCUCCUCUAUUCUCCUCAAAACACACCUCACCUCCGUCUUUAGCUUCAGCGCGAGGGAUUAGAAGUUCAGAGCGCGGCGAUGGACAUAGUUAAAUGAGGAGGAGUGAUUUCUAAGCGAGGAAACGGGAGUUGUGAAAGUCUUGGAGCAGAAUGUAGACUGUUUUCUGUCAGAUCGGUUUACCAGAGCUUUAGAAUACAACCAACGAUAGAGGACGAUUCGCUCUUUCAACCUCUGUUCGCCCUUUUUAUUCUUCUUCUUCCUUUUUCUGGGGGAAUUUUCAAAUCUUGAACCGGUUUAAGUCUUUGCUACAUUUGCGAAAAGUGGAGCAGCUGUUUGUGUGUGACUGCUCUUGGGAUUUAAUGCUAUCUAAUUCGCUAACUAAUUCUCAAAGCCAAGUCUUUAUCCUCUGACUGGCUGGUGCAACACUUCUCCAUAAUAUAGUUAUGUUAGCUCAGGCUUUUUUUUUCUCAGCUCAGUGUGACAUUUAGUGCCAGUUAGUCACCGACCAGAGUGUAAGGCUUUGGCUCUUCGGGUUUGUUUCAAUCUCAGCAAUCUAUCACACCAGCCAUGGCUUUACCUGACAACUCCAGUGUUGUUCCUGAGGACCUUUCCUUCCCAGAGAUUAUUGAACUAAAUGUAGGGGGACAGGUGUACAUAACUCGCUACUCUACUCUUACAAGCGUGCCAGACUCCCUGUUGUGGGAGAUGUUCAGCCAGAAAAGCCAGAAAGGCUUGGCUAGAGACACCAAGGGACGUUUUUUCGUAGACAGAGAUGGCUUCCUCUUCCGCUACAUCCUGGACUACAUGCGAGACCAGCAGCUUGUCCUGCCUGACCAUUUCCCUGAACGUGGGAGACUACAGCGGGAAGCCGAGUACUUCAACCUUCCCGAACUGGUCAAGCUACUGGCCCCAAAGAUCAGCAAGCAGAACUCACUGGGCGAUGAGGGUUGCCAAAGUGAUCCAGAGGAGUCGUCACCUAGUGCAGAUACUGCCCGCAACCUGGUUUCCUUGGGGGCGGCUGCGGCCGCCUGUUCCAGUCUCGUGUCCGGUGGCGAUGGUAAGCGUUCGGGCUUCAUUACCAUCGGAUACCGAGGCUCCUACACGUUGGGCCGCGACAGCCAAACAGACGCCAAGUUUCGGCGAGUGGCUCGGAUUAUGGUGUGUGGAAAGACCUCCCUGGCCAAAGAGGUUUUUGGGGAGACUCUGAACGAAAGCAGGGAUCCUGACCGGCCCCCGGAGCGCUACACCUCCCGUUACUACCUGAAGUUUACUUUCCUCGAGCAGGCCUUCGACAAGCUGGCUGAUGCCGGCUUCCACAUGGUGGCCUGCAACUCGACGGGGACCUGCGCCUUCGCUCACGACCAGACAGACGACAAGAUUUGGACCAGCUACACUGAAUAUGUGUUCUACCGAGACAAAGCUCCAUCUCCAUCGCAAAUUUGCUACGAACCUGAAGUUGUACUACCUGAAGUUGUAGACGAGCCAGAAGAGCAGCCUGUUCAGAAACAGUGCAACGAAAGCAUCGAUACUGACCCAGACUUGCAAGACGUGCCUCCAGUGGAUCCUGUACCCCCCCUGUCACCCCACGACAGCCCUGAUUUGCCCCUUCCUCCACCUCCACCUCCUAUUUUUGAACCCUGCACGCCACCUCCCAACCCUCGCCCCAUGAUCCCCAUAAAUCCCCCUCUGAGCCCCCCUCCAGUACCCACCACCAGCCCUGCGAGACCCACUACCCUCGCGCUGAAGACCCUGCCUCGCUCAAUUGCCACAAAGGAGAACGGUGGACCACUGGUUCGAGAUGCAGAAGAAGACGAGAAGAAGAUGAUGGAGGAGGAACUGAAGAAAUGCAUAGAGGACUUCCACAAGAUCCGAAUCCCAAAGCUUUUUCCUGACCGCAAGAGGCACUGGCAGAAUGACCUCUUGAAGAAGUACAAUGCCUGAAUUUCUUGCCUCAGAGGCAACUAGACAGAGCAACCAGGCAGUAAUACCACAGAGACGUCCUGCAGUGCAAACCCAAUGUCAGAUGCUGUUGGAUGUUGUCUUUCACAAAGCAGAAACCACUCUCUUGCCAUCAUAGACAGACUGUGUAUGCAUUAUUUGGGUCGCAGAAGCUUGACAUCAUGCACUCAUCAAUAAAAAAUAGUUGCACCCAGAGGGAAAUUUUCAAUGGUGGAUAAAUCUGGCUGGAGAGAUGAGCAGGAGUAUAGGGACGAGUAUUGUCCUGCUGGAACUUAAAACCAACCAAAGGUGAUUGACAAGAAACAAGAAAAUUAAUCGUGGCACAGACCACAUUGCCUCCACACACUGAUUCCUUGGUCACCAAGACAAAAACAGGAUAGCAGCUACAGGGGUUGGACAACGUAACUGAAACACCUGUUUUUAGACCACAAUAAUUUAUUGUGGUGACGUAUAGUUCUGCUUUUUGGAUACAAUCCAGGUUAGCACCCGAACAUCCCUUUCAGACAGCUUCCUCUUACAGCGUCCACAGUUAAUCCUGUUGGAUGUGGUUGGUCCUUCUUGGUGGUAUGCUGACAUUACCCUGGAUACCGUGGCUCUUGAUGCAUCACAAAGACUUGCUGUCUUGGUCACAGAUGCUCCAGCAAGACGUGCACCAACAAUUUGUCCUCUUUUGAACUCUGGUAUGUCACACAUAAUGUUGUGUGCAUUGCAAUAUUUAGAGCAGAACUGUGCUCUUACCCUGCUAACUGAACCUAACACACUCUGCUCUUACUCGUGCAAUGUGCAAUUAAUAAAGAUUGGCCACCAGGCUGCUCCAAUUUAGCCAUGAAACCUCCCACACUAAAAUGACAGGUGUUUCAGUUUCAUUGUCCAACCCCUGUAGUUAUAUAUCAUCCUUCCAGCAUUGCAAUCUUUCUUACUCCAACUUUCUUCUGGCUGCAUCUAUUUUUUGACGAUGGGUGUAUCUUUGUGUAUUUUUUACAUUCUAUCCUGGUGAUGCCUUUUAUCAGUUUCUCACAAAAACCAGACCAAGAUCAGAACCAUCCUUGAAAACAACAACCAAAACAAUGGACACAAGUAGCGAACGCAAUCAAACAAGGAUUGUAGAGAACUAAAGGUAGUCAGUCAGUUGCUUGUUUGAGUUGGUUGUUGCCCACAGGGUCUGUUUUUUAAGGCGUUUUUUUGGUGAUAACUUGGGUUUCCAGAUCUUUAACGGUCUUGAUUUCUUUUUUAAAUGAUGCUGGUAGUUAAAGACUUUCAUUUCUUCUCUUCUUUCACAAGGAGGUUGUGGGUAUUGAGGUGGGAGGGGCUGGGAGAGAUGAAUGACAUUGUGCUGAUUGUGCUCUAUUCUGUCUGACAUUCGCUUGAUUGCAAAUCACAGCCGACAGCCGAGUAGAUGGUAGUAUGACUGCAAUGAAGCUAAAUAAAGCGAACAUAUUUAAAGUGCUAUUAAAUGUCUGCAUGUACAUAGAACUGAUUAAAUUUGCCGUGUGAACAUUA
Molecule: messenger RNA, 3584 nt
Organism: Astyanax mexicanus (Mexican tetra)
Lineage: Eukaryota; Metazoa; Chordata; Actinopteri; Characiformes; Acestrorhamphidae
Gene: kctd12b
Product: potassium channel tetramerisation domain containing 12b
Exons: 2
Coding region: 693-2066 (457 amino acids)
Biological process (GO): regulation of G protein-coupled receptor signaling pathway; protein homooligomerization
Molecular function (GO): protein binding
Source: RefSeq, a predicted model, not a curated record